AGAUCUUGCUUCGCGUUUUUUGUUCUUAAAAUCGUCUGACUGGCUGAAACAGCAUUGAAAGGACCUGAAGUGGGAAAACUGUGACGCAAUCAACAACAACACGGAUGUUUUAAGCUUAUAGUCAGUUUGUGGUCAUUUCAUGUUAUACGUUGACUAAUUGAAAUUACAGGUACGUAAAAAUAAUACCUAUACUCUAAGUUGCUGACAUGAGAGAAAUUGUUGUUGCGUAAACACCAGAAAUGAAAUAAGGGUUUGUGUGGACAUUUUAGUGGUCGUCAUCUAGGAGUAACAGCGCGGUAACAGCAAAUUUUAUUUUCGGCGGUUGUUCCAACAGCAGAGCUAAUAAAACUCGCUGGAAUCGCGCUGAAACGGGCAGAUAUGCUGCCGCGACACACCAUAACUAAGACAGGAAGAAAGGUAAGAAGUUCUAAUGUAUUUUUAUAGUUAUUUUUGACCCCCUAUUGAACGAUCAUCAAAACCCCCACACAAAUCCUCAGAGCCCUUAUAACAUUUCUAGUAGCUUUUUCCAGUCAUGAUUCUCGCUCGUGGUGCUAGGGAACUUGUGCUGAUUUGUAAUUCUUUUCAGUAGCAAGGGACUUAUUGAGGAGACGACCAUUUGUUCAUUAACAAGAAUACAGACUUUUCUACCCAUCUUUCAUUAAGAUUAAUCAGUGUGGUGACUGUCGGGAGAGAAUUUAUUUAAUGAUAUUUUCAUUUCCAGUCAUUGAUUCCUAUUUGCGGUUCAUCACGACGUAAGCGAUAGACACUUUAAAAAUCGGUAUGAGUAUAUGUGAGUACGAUCUAUUGUCAUGUCCGACCCAAAAAUGGCGGACCCUAUGUUUGCCUUUAAAACUAGCCAUGGUUUAGCAUAUUUGAGCUUUAAGUUGCCGAGAUAGCUCAGUUGGGAGAGCGUCAGACUGAAGAUCUGAAGGUCCCUGGUUCAAAUCCGGAGAGUUCGCAUGAGCUCUGAAUAAUCCCAGGUUUCGGCAAUCACUUUUUAACUUAUUUUUACCCUUUUAUUGAUUUUCUGCCGGGUGGGUUAUCCAGCUAAAAAUGUUUACUAGCAGUAGAUGUUCAGCCGACAGUCAAAUCUCUCAGAGAUCUGCUAUUCAUUACUGACACCAGGCCUUUACUGAUGGAUAAAACUCGGCGAAAAGUCAAAAUUAUAAAGAAAAAGUUAUCAACCGGUAACAAUCAACUCUCAUUAUUACGGAUUACACUGAAUUCCGUUCGUCGGCGCAGUUCCAUCAUGUUUCAAACUGAUUUCUACCUUGUUUACGAUUACAAGGAAAAAAUACAUUUCCCUUUUUAAUACGCACAUCCUCGGUCGGACAUUAGCGGAAAUUUUCACUUUUCAAUUUACCAAUAGGACAUUGUUCGCUUGCGGGCUUAUUUGGCAAUGUUUAUAACUUGAAAAAGAAGUUCGUCGUUGUUAAAACAAUGAGCAAUUGUUCCGGUCGCCUUUCUUAAUGUAGGGCAUUUACGUCACGUGACUAAUAUUAAUGGUAAUUCAAAUUCUUCAAACGAAAAUAGGGAACAGGAAAUCAGAUGGUAAAACUUAACAAAAAUUGCCAUUUAGUUUAUCGAAAACUUCUCCAUAUUUGCAGAAAAAGACAACUUAAGUUAUAUACACUUGAUGUAAAGUAGAUAAAGCAGAAUUCUUUAGAAUAUCCUCCUAAACCGUCACAUUCCUUUAUGGCUAAUUUAAAAUUGCUCCCUAUAACCACAUGCCAUGAGGCCUCUCGUGUCGGCUUCUGUUUGGCAAACCCAGAAAUAAAUUACACACUUUAACCAACUUCUAAGCCCCCAUCACCCAGAGGGGAGGGAGGGGGGACUAUCGUGACAUUUAACCCAAUUAAGGAUCAAAAAAUCCAGUAAGGAUACUAUACAUCCCAAAAACCAUACCAUAUGCCACAUAUGAAUGUACCUCCGGGGUAAACCCUGAUUAAAACUAUUAAUUAGCUAGUUGACGCGACAAUAGUCCAGUUUCGAAUUUAAAAUUACCGCUGAAUACAAACAUUAACGACACAUUCAUACAGGGUUAGCCUCGACGUAAAGUAAAAUAUUCAGAAAUUCUGGCAAGUAAGUGUUUGAAAUUUGAAUAUACACAAUAGACAGGUCUUUUUCUCGUUGGAAUUUGUGAAUAUAUUACUUCAGAUGGAGGCUAAGGCUGUAAAAAAUGCGUCUUCACUUCUUUAAUUCAGCGGUCAUAGCGAACUCGAAAAUGGACUAUUACGACCCACAGUGCUUUCCGUCCCGGACCUCAUUUAAAUCAUCACGUCCGUGAGAAUAAAGGAGACCUAGGGAUUAGUUUGCUGGAAAGAGUGUUGCUUGUUCGCGUGGAUUCAGUCCAAAUCAAAUAACUCUGGUCGCAAUACGAGGUGAGUUGAAACUUGGGCUUCCCCUUAUAUUUUAUUUGGUUUUUUUUUGUUAUCCUGUAUAGAUAGCAAAAAUACAUUUGUACAAUUUCAAAGAUUAUUUAGCAAAGGUUUGAAAAUGUACCAUGCAUAGCGGAAAAAUAUUAAUCUAACAGUAAUUUUGAAUAGGCACAUAAAAUCAACUGGCAGAGUAGUAUAGGCGUAACAAGGUUUUCAAUUAAAAGCAAUUCAAAAGAACGUAGAAGCUCUUGUUAAAAGCUAUUAGAUGAAGAGUAAGCAGCGAAACGUUGACACGUUCAGCUCUGGAGAAAAAAAAUUCUUUUCAACUGACAAAAAUAAGGCGUGCCUGAAAUGUUUAGAAUGUAAUAGGGGAAAUGGAAAUUCAUAAAAUCGGUUUUACGGAUCUCUAGGCGUAUUGUAACUUCAUCAUAUUCUUAGGUCCGAUAUAUUUCGAGUUGGAUAUUUCGGGCAAAUGCAGAAAACGGAUCACAAAAAAAUAAGCUUUUGCGGCGAACUUAACGUGAUAAAGCUCAUGUUGUAUAAACCGCGAAAUUUAAUUUUUGCCUCCGCCCUCCCCGCCGCCAAAAAAAAAAUGAUCUUGAAUACCCGGUGCAUAUUUUCAUAAAACAAAAGAAAUUUUUUGGCCGAGUAGGUACCCUGACGUUGAUGUUACUUCCUUAGGGUUUACAGAAAAAUAUUUUUUCUUCCUAAGUGGUUCUCGUCAACAGACAAUCCAACCGAAUAUUCCAUCUCUCUCCCGAAGCAUUUAAAAAAUUCAAAGCCGGAACUUAAAGCUGCAUUAAUAAAGGAAAAAAAAGGUUUACAUUUUUAUUUUUCAUUACUUUUUCACAACAGAUAAAGUGAAGUUUACGAUCAACUUUUGAAGGGCUCUAGCAUCUUUGCUAGUAUUGUAUUCUGUUAAGUUUUCAUGUGAAAAGAGGUAAUAAAUCACCAUCUUUGGGUCGUGAAACAAAUAACCGUGUGCGAAAAAAUAAUGUGCUCGCGGACCAAAGUUCGAGAUAAUCUGCCAAAGGAAUGCAAAAAUGACAAACAAUGCAUCCCACAGUUUUGUCGAGGAUCAAGGAGUAUUUUGACAUGUCGAGACAUGGGAGACUUCUUGUCAUUAUUAAACACUUUGUGAAAGUCUACUCACCAAUUAAAGUUGAUGGUACUUAAUAUUUUAGCUGGAUUUCAUAUAAUGAUUUCAGAUUUCCUUCACCUUUUUGUUAAACCUUUUUAUCAUUUAUUAGAACACAAUUAAAAAUUAAGGUUAUUCAAUGAACUAGCUCAAUUUUAGAUUUUAUUCAAAUGGUUCAGAAAGCCACAGUUAUUACGUAGAGGAGACUGGUUAUGAAAAGCGGCAAACAUCAAUGAUAAAAACAACAGUGCAGCAGUUUAUGUUGGAAGCACCCUGAAGUGCACAAUCAUUUGUUUUCUGUUGGCAAAUUUGUUUGGAAUAAAUUAAUGCAACGUUUUUAUUGGUCAAUACAAUCAAAAUGAUAGGAAUUCUUUUGAACGUUGUGCACUUUCAGGUCCACAAAAACAUAUAACAAAGGAGUCUGACGGGUUUCAUAACCAUUCCACUCAAUCCAACGCAGUGAUAAUUAUGGUUUUGACAACUAUUCAGUGAAUGGGCGGAGUCAUUUGACAGCCCAGCCUGAAAGGUCAAUUAUUUUUCUCCUCUCCUCAUUUGCACCAUAUAACCUUGAAAGUUGUCACGGCUUUGAAACUGAGAAUCUCCUUCAACCAAGAGGUGAUUAUUAAGACAUGUAGAGUGGCCUCUUGAUUUUAGUUCCUUGUAUUUCAAUGGCCUCUUAAUGAACUUUGGCCCUCUGAAUGAGACGGCUCAAAACACACCGUAUGUACUGUAUAAUAUUAUGGGAAAUAAUAAACUCAAACUCAAACUCAACUCAAAGGAUAACUCGGCAUUAACCUUGACUUCGUAAGUUUGGUUGUUGAAGGCAACCCACUGAUUAAAAGGUACGCUGGCCUAUAGCACUGCAGUAACAAGCUUCUGAAGAGCAUUUAAAUUCUUGUAAGGUGAAACAGAACAUUGCAAAAUAAGGACAACAAAAAAGUGCUUUAUUACCCAUGGUUUCUUUUAAAAUAUUUGCAUCACAUGCGAAAUCAAUCUUUAAUACUGAAACUUCAAAAUCACCUGCACUUGUAAUGAUAUCGGCUUCAAUUCAUGCAGAAUUUGGUUCGAUCAUAAGCAAUUACUAAGGGCGUCAGCUAACACUUUAAUUUUUAUGAAAUAAAUAUCUACAGAUAUUUUGUCACAACCCACCUGCAUUGGUUUGAUUCGUUAAUUAUCUCGAUGUCGUGUAAUAAUUUUGUGCUCCACUAAAUAAACAUAUGUGUUAUAAGAAACGAAAAGUACCGAUGGAAACGUGUGAAGAGGAAAUGAUUCUUCUGAUGAUGCUCACCGAAACUCGCAUGUGGAUUUGAAAAAAAUUUCAGUGACAAAAUGAAAAAAAGUGAUUCAUAAUCUGAAAUUUAAGAAAGCUCAAGCCUUACUACAGUACAGAAAGGAAGGAGACACGCGAAAAAAGCGGUAACUGGAUUCGGGUUAUCAAUGGGAGUUUCAUAAAAAAUAUCGUUAACACUUCCAUCACCUGGCGAGACGGUGGUUGAUCAAUUUGUCAACGAUUUUUCACUAUAUUACUUUGCCAGAGGGGUAAAUAUUGUGAUAAUGGCUUUUUGAAUUUAGCAGAUAACCCCAGCCAAAAUAACCAAAUGUCGGAAAAUAGGAAGUAAUUAAAUCGAGUAAUAGUUGCAUAUGUAACUUGUCAAAGUCCUCGACAUUAAAGAAACCCAGUGCUUUUGAAUCAAGCAAAGCUGCUUGGUAAAACAAUAUCUAUUGCUUUACUAAGUAAUUAUCGGAAUCAUGGUGAUAUUGUGAAAUUUAUUGUUACAGGACUCGAGGCAAGUAAAAUCACUAUGUCAAUUGUUGACACGAAUUAAGUUAAGAUAUUAUUUUGACAACGUAACAUUAAAGUUGUAUUGAGUAUCAUACCUUCUACUUGUUUAAGUUCGUUUUGGUCAAAAUAUAUUGCCCACAACUCAGUUCAACUCUACUUUCUCUGAACUGAAGGUCAAAGGGCCUAGUGCUUAAAAGUACAGGGCGAAAGGUAAGUCUUGUAAAAAACAGCAAAAAGUAAAAAUCCUGUUUCGCAACAGGUAUCACACAGAAAAGCAAAAGCGAUCGAGAAAACUUGAAAAUGCUGCUUCCGAUUCAUUCAAUAGCUGGGAUUAGGAUGAUUCUGGGAGGUAUGCGGGUUUUUAGUGCUAUAACAUCGGAUGCACAGUCGGACCCCGCUUUACAGACACGGACACCUCCUUAUUACGGACAGUUGUCUUUGUCCCUGGAGCGAGCCCUUACAUUUUCUCUAAAUUUAACCCGGACACCCGUGAAUGCGGACAACGGACACCUGUUUCUUGUCCAGUCAACAGAACUGAUCUCAUAGAAAGUCAACCUCCCUAAUGCAGACACCUAUCAACUGUUUGCUGUAAUCUCAGUAGACGUCAAUUUCAGACUAUUUUGGCAUCAAUCGAGUUAUGCAGAGGACGGUUAUGUUUAAUGCAUGCACGUACUGAAUAAAUAGAUGAGCGAUUUCUAGUGUUUCCGUGUAUUAAGUUCGGGGUAUGACGGCUUUGUGAAGGUUAGAGAUGUACAAUUUGACGCUGCUUAUGUCCUCAUUAAUUUCUUUAGUAUUUUACUCCAAUGAAAGGUGUCUUUUUGACUUCAAUAACAUGACCCGGUUAAUACGGGCACCCCGUUAAUACGGACACUUUCUGUGGCCCUUUCAGGAUCCGUAUUAACGGGUUUUGACUGUACCUUCAAGAACAAGAGAACCGCCCUUAUAAAGAAUUAAGUCCGUAUUAUGGACCGGCAACCCGCACGAGAAGACUCAACUGGACACGACUGCACAAGGUUUCAAAAGCAUUAGUAUAGUGAACUGAAAGUUUUCCUGAUGUUCACGCCUGAACAUGCGAGAGAGAGCAGCUUUCGUCUUACACAACCGCAUGUCAGUCCUUUCGCUACUUUGAUGCUUUCACACUGAGGGAUUAACCUAUACUGAAUUAUACAAUAGGUUGAUCUUUCUAUUUAAAAAAAGCCUGAGGUGAUAACCAAAUCGUUCCAGUCAUAUUUAUAGUCACUUAAGGCGCAAUCAAGGACGUCGGCCAAUAACAAUCUGUAUUCACCCAGUUGGCUGAAUGAUCUCCACGCCGAAAGGACAAUUUAUCACGCGUCUGGACUACCGGAUGAUUAAGGACAGGACGCCAUUACAGUUGGAAGGAAAUAUCCCUAUCACCGGCCUAACUAAAAAGCAAUACUUCGCUCGGGCCGUUUUUUUCUUUUAUCAACGGUGCUACCUCACAUUUGAACCUGAAAUGACGACCCAGAGUACGAACAUUUGAUCCCAAGAAGAAUUUUCCGAGUUCUCCCCUUCAUUCGGCGCUUCGAGUCAUACGGUAUUGAAUCGGUUCAGUCUAGAGAGGAUAAAACUUUAUCCUCUCUUGGGAGACAACUUCUAUCACAUUUGCUAUCGGUCUCGUUCUAAUGAUUCCACCCGUGGGUUUGCAAUCGCAAAUCUGAGGAAAGCGUUUUCCGUAAUUAUAGGUUUUAUAACGAGUACUUUUAACGACAUUCGCUUUCUCCGAUUAGCAAACGUUUAAAUAAGGAACUCCGCUGGUAGAACCUUCAUUGGACUCACAGUCGGAAAGAACCAAAAAAACUUUUAAGGCCAAGGAAAAAGCUGAAGGAAGCCAACAGAGAGUAGGUUCUGUUUUUAGCCGUUUUAAUAGCAGCAAAUUUUCCUUAAAAGGUACCUUGCAUGCACUACAUAUAAAGACACUUUCCAUUCUCAAUUCUGAACGUUUUAUUUCAACGAAAAAUCCAUGCCUAAAAUUUUUCGCAUUUAAAUUAGGAGCAUGACUGGUACUAAAUAUUAAGAGCCAAACUGUACGUUUCUCAGAAAAAAAAGCGUUUUUCUGUUUUGGGUGACAGAAAUGGCAUAUCAUGACGACGAAAGGCAACCAAUCUCUUGGGGACUAUUGUCCAAAUUUUUUCACAUAUAUAGCACGGUUAUGUCAAGUUACUGCUUGAAGACUUUUCCCCAGAAAUGGCCACACAAGAUAGGAUAAUGGGCCACUAAGUGCUCAUAGCAAGAUAAUGAAUGGUGUACUAUUAAGUGUGGCCUAAUGUGUCGCAUGGCUCAAAGAGGAUGGGUUAAGGUGCAUGUACAGUAGAACAUCGAUAACUCGAACUUGGAUAACCCGAAUUCCCCGUUAACUCAAACUAGAUUUCCUUUCCCUUUCACUGAAAUAAACCCCGAUAACUCGAAUUCCCCACUAACUCGAACUGUUUUUCGUUUUCCUUCAGAGUUCGAGUUACCGCGAUUCUACUGUAUUUAUAAGAAAAUUGCUCUUACACAGUAUUUUUUUGUUCCUUUUCUUUGCAAGGAAAAUAAUGAAUCCCAAGACAUUUGUUUGCAUCGUUUUAAUGAUAGCCCUGACGUCUGCAGUCUGUUCAGCCAGGCGAAGUUCCAAUAAAGCUCUGCCCUUCCGACAGCUUCUCCAUGAAUCUAAAAACGAGGACAGCAGAAUACCUGAGGAGGUAAGAUAACAUGGUCUGAUGUGCGCGGCUAAAAAAAACAUGAUCUCAUAGGAAUUAAAGGCACGUCACGGGUCCAGAAAAAUUUCUUCUACACCCUUUCAGUAGAACCAGAAGCCCAUAUAAUAGGUUCCUUGGCCCCUCCAAACAGAAAGAUCAAUGCCAUUGCUGGGGCCAACAAUGUCGGCAGUUGGGGAAGGAUAAGUUUCAGUCCGAGAUAAAGGGCGCUGUCGUCCGGUUUGAAUUUUCGGCAACUUCCAGUAGCGAAUGGAACAGCAUUUUCCAAAAUUUUCAAAAAGAGGACAACCUCGCGAGUUACACCCAAAUUUCCGGUAACUUUUUCCCAGAAGUUUUCCUUCCUUCAACUUUGCUCCCGGAAUUUCUAGAAUUUUCGGUUGAAUGGUUCGCAUUUCGGAAAUUCGAAUUUCCGGAAACUCUUCCGGGAAAUUUCUGUAUACCAUUUACCGCAAUUUCCAAAUUUUAGAAAGUUUUAAUGGAAAAAGCCCAAAAUUUGAACCAUAUCACUUCGCAAAGCUCGGACUCUCCUUUCAUGUGAGGCUGAGAAAACAGCCGACAUUUAUCAAGUCACCAGGAGUAAAAAAAAGGACAUAGCUACUAGGAAAGAGGUUUAGAAAUGCCAUAUAUAUUAUCAUAAAAUUAUAACGACCAUAGCUUUGAUUUGUUUUAUGAAUUAUCAGUUAUUUGGGAAGCCAUACCAAUCGCUCCAGUAUCCUGACAACUCGCGGGAAGUAGUUCCUGGGGCGGUUUCAAAAACUCGGCUUCCCUUCAUUUUUUUUUUCUUAACCUACUUCCUAUGGGUGGGUGUUUGGAAAAAGAACGGAACAAUCUGUGAGUCUGUAAUUUUACGUAAAUAUUUUUCUUUUUUGUUUCAUGUUUCUCUAGACUCCUUUUAUGAAGUCCAAAAGAGACGUCUGCGAUUAUAUUGAUCAUUCCUGCACAGAUACUACGGUUAGAGCAGCCUGUACUAAUCCCUCUAACACAUGCGAAGGCAUCGAAGUCGAGUGCUAUCCUGACCAAGAUGGCGACUGUGUGUUGUCUAGUUCCAACUCAUACAGGCGAUAAAUAAGAAACAUAACUGAAGGAAGAAAGAACUAAGAAGUACAGUCUUAAUUAUCUUCAUUAUAAAUAAAGUUGACUUUAGUUUCAAUGUCAGACAGUGUAAUAAACGAAC
Porites evermanni is the source of this 9187-nucleotide messenger RNA. The record is from the annotation of a GenBank genome assembly. Lineage: Eukaryota; Metazoa; Cnidaria; Anthozoa; Scleractinia; Poritidae.